AUGCCCCGAUCGCUCAACAACGGAACCGAUCUUCCCUCUAAAAAUAAGAAAUGGGACGUGACUCCAAGCAUCCUGGGAAAAAUCGUGGCCGCGAAUGGAAAUCGAAUGCUGCCACCAGAAACACUUCACAACGCGUUCCAUACGCUGAUGCUACAGCACCUCGAUGAUGGUGUCAGCCGGGAAGUCAAGGACCAAGCGUACGCUGCAGGCCUGGAGAAGCUAGAAGAGUGGCGCCAGAUUAUGCAAGAGUUCUUGGUCGACUGGGGACCAAUCUCUCGGAGAUGGAGAUCUACCCAGGAAUACCAGAAUAUUUCC
Molecule: messenger RNA, 315 nt
Organism: Mesorhabditis spiculigera
Lineage: Eukaryota; Metazoa; Nematoda; Chromadorea; Rhabditida; Rhabditidae
Source: the annotation of a GenBank genome assembly